Messenger RNA from Gopherus flavomarginatus (Mexican gopher tortoise), 1999 nucleotides. It is a transcript of the gene METTL8, whose product is annotated as methyltransferase 8, methylcytidine. The coding region runs from base 417 to 1361 and encodes 314 amino acids. The transcript is spliced from 9 exons. The record is from RefSeq and is a predicted model, not a curated record. Lineage: Eukaryota; Metazoa; Chordata; Testudines; Testudinidae. Gene Ontology annotation, molecular function: tRNA (cytidine-N3)-methyltransferase activity.
UUCCGGGUUCCUGUUCCCAGCCGCAUGGAGAGUGUUACGGCAGCAGCCGGGCUGGGGCGCUGAGCAGAGCUCCCGCAGGUCCUCUUAAGUGCCAGAUGGGACGGGGUUGUCACCCAAUCCUGGGGGCUAGACGUUGCUAUGUGUAGAAAGGUUGCGGGGCUCCUGAGUGGGAAAUAACUGAUGUUGUGAACUCUAUGCAGUGUGCUACUGUCCUUACUUGUUAAACAGUCCCUUUAGCUAUACACAGGCAGUCCUGGGGGGGAAAUUAGUAAAAAGGCCCUGCGAUUAUUUUAAAGGAUUUUCUCUAUAAACUAGAAGAACAGUUUGAAGCACCAGCAAGCAGGGGAUACACAAAUUAUUUAGCAAACCCUGUGCCCAGCCAGAGCUAUGAUGUUCAUUGAUGGCUUUCUCUUUCCAUGCUGAUGAGGACAAAGAAAUCUCUGAUCAAAAUGAAUGUCAUUAAAAGGCUUUCUGCUUCAUAUGUGAGGAAAAGCAAGAUGCAGCAGAGGUGCCAAAGUAACAGACGACCAAUUGCUCCACUUGGGUCACGGAUUUUAACUGAUCCUACUAAAGUUUUUGAACAUAACAUGUGGGACUACAUGCAAUGGUCACAAGAGGAAGAAGAAAGAGCUAGAGAAAAAGCAACAGAGAACUCUCUUGUGCGGGUUCAACCAGAAGAUCAAGACAAAUAUGAAAGAGAAGCUAGUAAAUACUGGAAUGAAUUUUACAAGACUUAUAAGAAUAACUUUUUCAAGGAUCGUAAUUGGCUAUUUCUGGAGUUUCCAGAAAUUCUUCCAAAAGGAAGGAAAGAUCAGAUGAAUAAAGAGGAAAAAUCUUCUUAUCCUGUAAAACUGAAUGCUACAAACAGUUGCACAAAUGUGGGCUUUCCUGGAAUGUUUGAAGAAGGCAAAGAUUAUUGCCAGAACAAUUUGAUGGAUGACUUAACUUCUGUGCAAGGACACUCAUACAACAAAAACCAAGCAGAACCUGUUACUGAGAACAAACAUGUUAAGAACUGUGAACAAGAAACUGUGAAGCAAGAAUCCUUCCCUGGCAGUAGUGCUACUUACAGAAUACUAGAGGUUGGUUGUGGUGCUGGAAAUAGUGCUUUUCCUAUUUUGAAAGUUAUAUGCAAUACCCCUGGAGCCUUUCUGUACUGCUGUGAUUUUGCAUCGGGAGCAGUGGAGCUAGUAAAGUCACACUUGUCCUACAAUUCAGCCUGGUGUUCUGCCUUUGUUCAUGAUGUGUGUGAUGAUUCCUUACCCUACCCUUUUCCAGAUGAGAUCCAGGAUGUCAUUCUGCUUGUCUUUGUGCUCUCUGCCAUUCAUCCUGACAGAUUAACUCCAUACUACUGUUACUAGGGAGAGCACAACAAAAUGCAAAGAAGUAAUCUCCAAGAAAAUACCUGAUAAAGUAAUGGCGUUACUAUUUACAUUAAGCUAUGGCCUCCCAUUGUUUCAUGUUUGUUCUCUUUCUCCUUGAUUGGCCUUGCUAUCAAUUAGCAAAAAAGUCCGUUUGUGUAAGCCAAAAUCUUACUAGAUGGUAAUAUUGCUAAAUAUUAACUGAGUGUUAUUUUCAAUAAGUUUUCCUUGUGUCUAUGAGCAUGAAAUGGAAUGGAUUAUCUGCAGUAUUGUUUUUGUAGGAUCAUGUUGCACAUGCUGUUCUUGGUGAUUUCUGACACAUCAUGCCCCUUUUAGCAUUCUUGUUUCAAGUUGCUGCAACUUUUUGAUUCAUGUUAGUCAGCACUUUGAGAUCCUCAGAUGAAAGGUGCUAUAAAAAUGAAAAGUAUUCUUUGUAUUCCUAGAGAAAGUGAAUAAAUAUGAAGUUAAACAAAAAUGUCCACGUGUCAAUACAUGAACGGUAACAACUUUGGGCUUCUUGCAUUUUAACCCAAGCCUAACGGGUGCGAUCAGCAGUGAGUUUUCAGACCUUUCCAGGAGAGCUCAAGUGAUGUUAACAUCUGAAGAAUUAACCAUCGUAUUAGACAGAAAAUUUUAGU